GACAUGCGUGCACUUCGAUUCCUUUUGACCUCGUCGCCGUCGAUAAUGCUUCAGAAUCCUUCCACUGCAUCUGGUCAUCCAGUACUUGAUUCCACCAGUGACUUCAAGUUGAACACCGUGAAGAGCGCAAGUAAUCGGAACCCACAGCCCAGGCGCUCGCGGGCUGGUCAAGGAAAGCCAACGAAUGUAAGGCCCACACACUUCUUGUCUCUGCCAAUCGGCCACCAUCCGGAGCUCCGCGCGCGAAUAAAAGCGUUGCACGAAAGGGUACUCUCUCCGGACGCAACUGCGAUAGAAGGGAUCGACAAGAGCAUCCUGGUUGACCCUCGCCGGCUGCAUUUUACGCUCGGCGUCAUGGCGCUCUCGCCUUCAGCCGCUGUUGGAACCAGCCCACCAUCUAUAACGACACCAGCGCCACCCACCCAUACGCUCGAUGAAGCCAUCGCCCUUCUGCGCUCGCUGGAGCCAGCCGUUGCGGAGCUGACCGAGGGGCCAUUGCGCGUCCCAUUAAACAAGAUGGGCGUGUUAAAAAUGCAGAAAGGGCAAGCGGGCGUGCUAUAUCUGGGCCCGAAGGACGAAAAAAGCGAGGACACGAUGAAGCUCCGUCGUGUUCUGGAGCUGGUUAACAGACGGUUCCGCGAAGAGGGAUUCAUCUCGGACCCCGAACGGCCUGCAGUGCUUCAUUGCACCAUCGUCAACGCGAGCCACAGAAAACCGCGGCGCAUGCCGCGCACGUUCUCCUAUCGCGAAAUCUUUGAGAUGGCCUCUGGGAAUGACACCAAUUCAAAGGAGCAGUAUGUCGAUGUGGAUUUCGGGUCGUGGCUCGCUCCGGAAAUCCAGUUGUGCGUCAUGGGAAUCCAUGGGCCAGAGAAUGAAUACGUCAGCUGUGCAUCCAUACCCCUAGUGAAACCAAAAAAUGAAAUUUAA
Mycena indigotica is the source of this 927-nucleotide messenger RNA. RefSeq lists its product as uncharacterized. The transcript is spliced from 6 exons. Gene Ontology annotation, cellular component: nucleus. Bases 4 to 927 code for a protein of 307 amino acids. The record is from RefSeq and is a predicted model, not a curated record. Gene Ontology annotation, biological process: DNA alkylation repair; regulation of DNA-templated transcription. NCBI's taxonomy places the organism in Eukaryota, Fungi, Basidiomycota, Agaricomycetes, Agaricales, Mycenaceae.